Mangifera indica (mango) is the source of this 1008-nucleotide messenger RNA. Its product is annotated as ras-related protein RABA3-like. The record is from RefSeq and is a predicted model, not a curated record. The coding region runs from base 161 to 880 and encodes 239 amino acids. Gene Ontology annotation, molecular function: GTP binding; GTPase activity. The transcript is spliced from 2 exons. Gene Ontology annotation, cellular component: endosome. NCBI's taxonomy places the organism in Eukaryota, Viridiplantae, Streptophyta, Magnoliopsida, Sapindales, Anacardiaceae.
UUUUUCAAUCUUUCUUCUGUCCCUUUACUUGCCCCAACUUACCUUCCAAGCUAACGCUAAAGCCCAAGACAGAGCAGAGUAGAAGGGAAGAAAGUUGAGUCAAGAGAGUUUUCCUAGCCUUCUUCUUGUUCUAGGUUAACUCUUACCUUUUGCACUGAAAAUGAACCAAGAGAUGAAUGGUGAUCAUGUCACGGAGACUCAUCAUCAUCAACAACAAAAUAUUGUUCAUGAGAAAAUAGACUAUGUGUUUAAGGUAGUGGUAAUCGGAGACUCGGCGGUGGGAAAGACGCAGAUACUAUCAAGGUUUACCAAGAAUGAGUUUAGCUUCGACUCUAAAUCAACAAUUGGUGUUGAGUUCCAAACUAGGACUGUCACCAUUAAAGGGAAGCUCAUCAAAGCUCAGAUCUGGGACACCGCUGGCCAAGAAAGAUACCGGGCUGUGACAAGUGCAUACUACAGAGGUGCACUAGGAGCUAUGCUGGUGUAUGAUAUAACAAAAAGGCAGUCAUUUGAUAAUGUGGCUCGGUGGGUGGAUGAGCUCCGAGCCCAUGCUGAUAAUUCCAUUAGAAUUAUACUCAUCGGAAACAAAUCAGAUCUUGAGGAUCUUCGUGCAGUUCCAACAGAAGAUGCAGUUGAGUUUGCUGAGGAUCAAGGGUUGUUUUUCUCGGAGACAUCUGCACUUAAUGGUGAAAAUGUUGAAACUGCAUUUUUUAGGCUGCUGGAAGAAAUUUAUGGCGUGGUUUCGAAGAAGGAACUGGACUACAGCAAUGAGAAAACUGACGCAGCCAUGCUUAAAGGUUCCAAGAUUGAUGUUAUAUCUGGGCCUGAAUUAGAAAUUAGUGAGAUGAAGAAAUUAUCUUCUUGUUCUUGUGGAUUUUAAGUUCAAAGCGUUCCAAUGGCCAUGUAUGAGUCAGCUUCACCAUUUUUUUCUUUUGUGCCUGUCUUUUGAACGUCUUGUGUGCCGUCUUUUGUAGGAUUUAUGAGAAGCAUUUGUCACAUUUAUGAGAA